Messenger RNA from Xyrauchen texanus (razorback sucker), 3069 nucleotides. Its product is annotated as protein phosphatase 1 regulatory subunit 3C-B-like. Gene Ontology annotation, molecular function: protein phosphatase 1 binding; glycogen binding. The record is from RefSeq and is a predicted model, not a curated record. Bases 167 to 1132 code for a protein of 321 amino acids. Gene Ontology annotation, biological process: regulation of glycogen biosynthetic process. Gene Ontology annotation, cellular component: protein phosphatase type 1 complex. Lineage: Eukaryota; Metazoa; Chordata; Actinopteri; Cypriniformes; Catostomidae. The transcript is spliced from 2 exons.
GGGCGUGACGACAGAGUAAGCAGUGAGGCAGCAGAAGUGGGGUGAAGUCUUUAAAUAUCGUAUUCUGUGCGAAAAUACACGCUUUGGAAUUGCUUAAGAAUCCUGUCGUCUGCAAUGUGCUUUGUUCAAGAGUUUUAAAGAUCAAUUUAAAGUAAAGCACUUUACUAUGAGUUCCACAAGAGUUCUUCAUAUCCUCAGUCCCCCAAUGCCAGGUCCAGUUAUGCCGGUGGAUAUGGCUAUGCAGCUGUACAUAACCCAUUCCCCCCCCCUGCGCAGCUUCCUGAGCUCUUAUGAAGACUUAAGGACACGCAACAUGGUCAACACUCGCUACAAACCCCUGCGGCCCUGCCUGAGCUCCAGAGCCCACCUGGAGCCCACCUGCCUGGGCUGGCAGAUUCCAAAAUCCAAGGCCAAGAAAAAAGUUGUGUUUGCUGACUCUAAAGGCAUGUCAUUAACAGCAGUGCAUGUCUUCCCUACUUUUGAUAACAGAGAACCCACUACAUCCCAGCUGCAGUAUGACCUGGAAGAUCUAGAGGACGUCACAGCUACUCUCCACAUAAACUCGGUCCAGAGCAGAAUUCUAGAUUUUCCACAGCCAGCAGCAGACUACCUGAACUUCCGGAGUCGGCUGCUGAAGAACUCGGUUUGCUUGGAGAACUGUACCCUCCAGGAGCGUGCCCUCACUGGCACAAUCAAAGUGCGUAACCUGGCUUAUGAGAAGUCUGUCCAUGUACGGAUCACACUUGAAUCCUGGAAGAGCUACCAGGAUGUGGAAUGCACCUUUAUGAAUAAUGUGUAUGGCUGCCAGGAUACAGACACAUUCUCCUUUGCCGUCGAAUUGCCUGGGUAUGUGCCCCCUCACAAUAAGGUUGCAUUUUGCAUUAGCUAUAAAACAGGAGAGCAGACAUACUGGGACAACAAUGAUGGCAGGAAUUAUGGGCUGGUUUCAACAUCUUGGCAUCAAAACAAUAAAUGGAACUCUGCAACACAAUCAAAGAAACCAGAACCCAGAAAGUUAGGCAGGAAAACAGACAAGGGCAUUAAUACAUCUAAAAGUGCCCUCCACGCCAAUAGCCUUUUCUCAAAGUGGCAGAGUUGGGGGUACUUUCAGACCAGUGGCCCAUGCUGGUGACUUGUGCCAAAUGUGUUUAAAAGUUGAUUAUGUGUCUCUCAGUAUUACAGAAUAACAACAGAGGCAGAUAAAUAUUUACUUUAAAGCUCUUUUUAUUUAUCUGGAGUCUGAAAUAAAUUUACAGGUAGUUAAGAUGUUUGGAAACAGUCUAAAAAGGAAACAGAGGCAGUUUGGAAUGGACACAAAGAGUAAACCUUACUUCUAUCAAGUGGAACAUGUUGGCUGCAGUGCAUUAUAAAGAUGUUUAAUUUUUUGGUUAAAGUAAAACCUGAUGACCCCUUUCCUGCUGGAUGUGGAUGCUUCUGUAAAUCAGACCACUAGGGGGUCUAAACGUAAACACUAUAUAACAUCUUUGUUGGUUUAUUAUAAAUUGUGCCUUUGUCUUAAGUGUACUGUGAGAAUCUUUGUAGAAGUUUGUGUCACACACAAUCUGCACCACAUCUGCAGACUUUUCAUUGUGCAAAAUUCAAGCCAUGCAUGUGCGGAUGAUUUAAAGAUGAUAUGUCUGGAAGACUGGAAGAGAUGAACACUUAGUGUUCAACCAGGGAGAUUAUCCUUCAUAUUGAAGCGGUAAACUUUACCUGGAUACAAAUUUUAGAAGGAAUUGGAAAAAGAAAGAAAUAUGAAUAUUUAUCAUAUUUAAUAUGUAAACAUGUCCUUGAAUAUAUAAACAUUCAAUUCAAUUUGGUUUAGAUCCUUUUGUUUAUCAAGCAUUCAGCAUAAAUCUGCAAGAUGUGUAUUUGUGCCUAUGUGUCUUUUUUUUCCUCAUAUAGGAUGUGCUGGAAAUGUAAAUGUGCUAAACAGGUGUUUGCAAUAAGCUAAACAAAUGGACUGAUAUUUGUCUUAAGAUUCUGUGCCUUAGGACUCUGCAGAGCAAAUGUCAGCGUGUUUUGUUAAUUUUAUGUUUAAGUGCAAUUUAGUGAGACUGGAAUGGUUGGUGAUGUUAUGUCUGAUUCAACUGUAAAGAUGAGAAUGACUAUUUUAUUAAAGAAAGUAUGGAUGUCUGGGUAAACGAGUAGCAUACUUAUUUGGUGUGAUUGUUCUGAAAAAAGUUUUUGUUUAAAAAUCACAUUGUCAGUUUCUGUCACUAUUUAACUUUAACAGGGACAUGUUUGAGUGUCAGAGAGAGCUCUUCUGAUAAGCCAGAUUUAGACUUUACAUUUACACUAGCUAGUGGGUGUUGCAAAGCAUUUACCCAUGUUUCCACUGAUCAUGGUAUAAAUAAUAGGGGGUUGUACUUGCUUGAUUUAAUUAUGGGGGGACCCUCCAACCCCCGCAAUCAAUGUCCCUGUCUCUCCAUAUAAAUCAGUUAGGUUGGCAUAUACAGUAUAUGUGAUAGAAGACAUUUGGGCACUUUUUACUUUUAUUACUUUGUCUAUUGGAAGAGAAGAAAGAGGUUAUAACUGACUGCAUUAAGGGACACUAAUGUAAUGCUGCACAUGGAAAUACUUAAAAAAGUGUUUAGUAGGAAGAAGGAACUUUGAACUCAGCUACUUGAUCGAAACAAGUGUCUCCCUCAUAUAAGUCACCAAAACCUGAAUGCACCAACAUUUGUUUUGAGUAAUUCAAUUUUUGAGCACAUCUGGAAUUAGACUGAAAUGGUGUUAUCAUAGAUUGGUAAUAAGAAUUUGUAUGUUUUCUUAAUAUUCAACCCCAGCUUGCAGGUGACUCUUACAACUUUUUUCAUAACAUAGGUCAGGGAAAUGAAUAAUGACUUAUCUAGGGGAAUUUGCCCUGCAUGAUGUGUUUCAAUUAUUAACCAAAACUUUAAUCAAUGAAAGCUUAACAAUUUUCAACAUGAUAUUGUAUUAUUUUUAUCACAUAAAGUGCUUUUAUUCAGAACCUUAUAGCACAAUCUAAAACACAUAGGAGUUAUUUUUGUCAAAUAAAGUGUUGCAUAACAGAGCAUCACAGAUGUUAGAUAUUGCUUAAAUAAU